AGGACGCUGCAACCUGCUGAGCAACCAGGGCCCAGAAAUCGCUUAGGAAACGGCGGCAAAGCGACUGUCCUGCGUUGCCUUCUUCCAUAUCUGCACGCCCCCUUCAUCCAGAACUUUUUUUCUCUUGAUUCCUUCCAUGGAAGAUUCGACUUCCCUGAAGCAAGAACAAGAAAACCAAGAACCGGGAAAAGCAGGGCCGCCAUGGGAAGGAAAGACAGCAGCUUCUCCCCAGUCUCCUGAGCCAGAGUCCUCUGGGCCCUUGGAGGCGGAGCAGGGACCAGAAACUGGACCCCAGCCCAGAAGCAGCCCUCCUCGGAGCCCCCAGUCUAAAGUCAUCUCGUCUCUGGGUGACCCCAAAGGACCAGGAGCAUCAUCUUCCCCUUUCCCUUCACAGGAGCCCUCUCGCACUCCUUCUCCCCUGGCUCUGGCCAGACAGGAUCUUGCCGCACCACUGCAGUCAGACCUGACGGCUAGUGUGACUCCGGAAGCUGGGACGCUUCUCUCUGAUCCUUUGGAACAAUCGUCUGACGAAAGAGAAUCCACUUCUCAUCACACAGGCCAGUCGGAGGCAAACACCUCUCAACAGUCUCAGCAGCCCAAAUCUCAUUUGUGUAGAUCAACGGAUGUGAGCUAUAGCAACUCUAAACAAAAAGAGCUGAGAUUUGACACUUUUCAGGAGGAAGACUCAAACAGUGAGCAUGACCUAGACCAGCCCAUGCCUGGGGCCUCUGAAGCAGUGCCCAGUGUGCUUGAGACAGCCAUUCAGAAUGCCAAGGCUUACCUGCUGAAGACCAGUUGCAAGUCGGGCUUGAAUUUAUAUGAUCAUCUUUCUAGUAUGCUGACUAAGAUACUCGAUGAGCGUCCUGAAAAUGCUGUUGACAUCAUUGAAAAUAUUAGUCAAGAUGUGAAGAUGGCACAUUUUAGUAAAAAAUUAGAUACACUCCAAAAUGAGAAGGAGAUGCUUCCAACCUAUGAAAUAGCAGAGAAGCAAAAGGCUCUUUUUCUUCAGGGACAUUUGGAAGGAGUUGACCAAGAACUGGAAGAUGAAAUAGCAGAAAACUCUCUUCCAAAUGUAAUGGAGUCUGCUUUUUAUUUUGAACAAGCUGGAAUUGGUUUGGGCACAGAUGAGACUUACCGCAUAUUUCUUGCCCUCAAGCAGCUUACUGACACCCAUCCAAUCCAAAGAUGCCGCUUCUGGGGCAAGAUCUUGGGUCUGGAAAUGAAUUAUAUUGUAGCUGAAGUGGAAUUUCGUGAGGGGGAAGAUGAAGAGGAGGUUGAAGAGGAAGAUGUAGCUGAGGAGAGGGACAAUGGAGAAAGUGAAGCUGAUGAAGAUGAGGAAGAUGAACUACCAAAGUCCUUUUACAAGGCCCCACAGGCUAUACCAAAAGAAGAAAGUAGGACAGGUGCCAACAAAUAUGUCUAUUUUGUUUGCAAUGAACCAGGAAGAUCAUGGGUGAAGUUACCAUCAGUUACACCUGCACAAAUUGUUAUUGCAAGAAAAAUCAAGAAAUUUUUCACUGGGCAAUUGGAUGCUCCCAUCAUGAGCUACCCACCAUUCCCAGGAAAUGAGAGCAAUUACUUACGAGCACAAAUUGCCCGAAUUUCAGCAGGAACCCACGUCAGUCCUCUAGGAUUCUAUCAGUUCGGUGAAGAGGAAGGAGAGGAGGAGGAAGAGGUAGAAGGUGGCCGAGAUAGCUUUGAGGAAAACACAGAUUUUGAAGGCAUCCAAGUGAUUGACCUAGUUGAAUCCUUAUCCAAUUGGGUUCAUCAUGUACAGCAUAUUCUCCCUCAGGGUCGCUGUAAUUGGUUAAACCCUAUACAAAAAAAUGAAGAGGAAGAAGAGGAAGAAGAUGAAGAAAAAGAGGAAGAAAAAGGAGAAGAACCUGAAUUCACAGAACAGGAAGUGGGGCCUCCUCUUUUGACACCAAUCUCUGAAGAUUUAGAAAUUCAGAAUAUACCCCCUUGGACAACACGAUUAUCCUCAAAUCUUGUUCCACAAUAUGCUAUUGCAGUCCUUCGAUCCAACCGUUGGCCUGGAGCAUAUGCCUUUUCCAAUGGCAAAAAGUUUGAAAAUCUCUACAUAGGCUGGGGUCAUAAGUACAGUCCAGACAAUUAUACACCCCCAGUUCCACCACCAGUUUAUCAAGAAUACCCCAGUGGACCAGAAAUUACAGAAAUGGAUGACCCUAGUGUGGAAGAGGAGCAGGCUUUCAGGGCUGCACAAGAAGCAGUGCUGCUUGCAGCUGAGAAUGAAGAAACUGAGGAAGAUGAAGAUGAAGAAGAUGACUAAGAAAAUCAGCCUGGUCUUACGUGGCACUGAUGCACACCUCCUUAUGUGGGACUGAUUUUAUAUGUAUGUGUAUGUGUUUAUACACACCUAUACAGGAAAUCACUCAUCUGCAAAAUGUCAUUCCUUAAAAAUACAUAACUUGGAAUUUCAUAUGUAUAACUAUUUAUGUUUAUAGAAAGACGCUCGAUGGAUUUUCUAGAGGCUAAAUGACAUGUAAUCACAUCACUGCUCUAAUGGUCAUGGCUAAUGUGCUUGUGUAUUCUUGUUUUAAAAAGAUCUCAGGUUUAA
Propithecus coquereli (Coquerel's sifaka) is the source of this 2578-nucleotide messenger RNA. It is a transcript of the gene RSPH4A, whose product is annotated as radial spoke head 4 homolog A (Chlamydomonas). Gene Ontology annotation, biological process: cilium movement involved in cell motility; cilium assembly; axoneme assembly. Bases 137 to 2290 code for a protein of 717 amino acids. The transcript has 6 exons. The record is from RefSeq and is a predicted model, not a curated record. Lineage: Eukaryota; Metazoa; Chordata; Mammalia; Primates; Indriidae. Gene Ontology annotation, cellular component: axoneme; radial spoke.